CUUCACCAUAGAAUUGCGUGCCCAACUUUCUAUACUAUUUAUCUCUCUAUUUUCCUUUUUCUUUACACACACGCGUGUAUAUGUAUCUACAUCAGAUUCAGCCUUUCAUAUCGACCACCAAUUGCCCCAAAACUGGAGAUUGAUUCUGUAAUUGCUGUUUUAUCUUUUACCUUCAACUGAUUGACACUGUGAUCGAGCUUCUGAUUAUUGGAUGGAGGAUUCAAACUCGAUCGCUGGUCGACGCCUUACUGCAAUUCACAGCCAUCUUCUUACGUCAACCGACAAUACCCACUCUCAGAUUGAAACCAAUAGCACUGCCGGAGAAUUCUUUGAUGAGCAAAGAUACAGUGUUGUUCUUCCAGAGAAAUUGAAGGAAGGAAAAUGGAAUGUAUACAGAUCUGCACGCUCUCCAUUGAAGCUUCUUACCAGAUUUCCUGAUCAUCCUGAUAUUGAAACAUUGCAUGACAGCUUUGUAUAUGCAGUUGAUACAUACCCAGAUUACAAGUACUUGGGUUCACGUGUACGAGUAGAUGGAACAGUUGGCGAGUACAAGUGGAUGACAUAUGGAGAAACAGCCACUGCUCGUUCUGCAAUAGGAUCUGGCCUGCAGUAUUAUGGAUUAUCAAAAGGAGCAUGCAUUGGACUUUAUUUGAUAAAUAGACCAGAGUGGAUGGUUGCAGAUCAUGCAUGUUCAGCAUAUUCAUAUGUUUCUGUGCCUUUAUAUGACACUCUUGGUCCUGAUGCUGUUAAGUAUAUCAUAAAUCAUGCUGAUUUACAGGCGGUUUUUUGUGUGCCAAGUACAUUGAACAUCUUGUUGAGCUUCUUAUCUGAGAUUAGUAGUGUACGUGUAAUAGUGGUAGUAGGAGGGGUAGAAGAACACCUUCCCUCUCUUCCGCAAACAUCCGGUGUGAAACUUGUAUCUUAUUCAAAACUCUUCAGUCAGGGUCAUAAUAAUCUUAAACCUUUUUGCCCUCCAAAGUCUGAAGACAUUGCAACCAUAUGCUACACAAGUGGUACUACUGGAACACCAAAGGGUGUGGUUCUGACACAUGGGAACUUGAUUGCAAGUGUCGCAGCUAUGACCUUGUCAAUUAAAUUCAACUCCACAGACAUUUACAUAUCUUAUCUUCCACUGGCACAUAUCUAUGAGAGAGCUAACCAAAUUAUGUUGUCAUACUGUGGUGUUGCUGUUGGUUUUUACCAAGGGGACAAUUUGAAAUUGAUGGAUGACUUGGCAGUUCUAAGACCAACACUUUUCUGUAGUGUACCUCGUCUCUACAAUAGAAUAUAUGCUGGGAUCAUGAAUGCUGUAAACACUUCUGGGGUUUUAAAGCACAGACUAUUUACUGCUGCAUACAAUUCUAAGAAACAGGCGAUAAUGACGGGUCGAAAGCCAUCACCAAUUUGGGACAGAUUGGUAUUCAACAAAAUAAAAGCAAAAAUUGGAGGACGUGUCCGUUUCAUGGGCUCAGGUGCUUCGCCUUUAUCUCCUGAUAUCAUGGACUUUUUAAGGGUAUGCUUUGGAUGUUCAGUUAUUGAAGGGUAUGGUAUGACGGAAAGCUGCAGCGUCAUAACAAUCAUGGAUGAUGGUGAUAACUUGUCUGGUCAUGUUGGUUCUCCUAAUCCUGCAUGUGAGAUAAAACUUGAUGAUGUACCUGAGAUGAAUUACACCUCUGAUGAUCAGCCUCAUCCUCGUGGAGAAAUCUGUGUUCGUGGGCCCAUCAUCUUUCAAGGCUACUACAAAGAUGAAGUCCAGACAAGAGAAGUACUCGAUGAUGAAGGCUGGCUUCACACAGGGGACAUUGGAUUGUGGUUACCCGGAGGACGCCUUAAGAUUAUUGACAGGAAAAAGAACAUAUUUAAGCUGGCACAAGGCGAGUAUAUAGCACCUGAUAAAAUUGAAAAUGUAUAUGCCAAGUGUAGGUUUAUUAGCCAGAGUUUCAUAUAUGGUGAUAGCUUCAACUCAUCUUUGGUGGCUAUCAUCUCGGUUGAUCCGGAUGUAAUGAAGGAUUGGGCUGCAUCUCAGGGCAUAAAGUAUAAUGAUUUGGGACAACUAUGCAAUGAUCCAAGGGCAAAAGCAGCUGUUUUGGCUGAGAUGGAUGUUGUAGCAAGGGAAGCUCAGCUGAGAGGUUUUGAGUUUGCAAAAGCUGUUACCUUAGUGGCUGAACCAUUUAGUGUGGAAAAUGGCCUUCUUACCCCUACGUUCAAGGUGAAGAGACCACAGGCAAAGGCCUACUUUGCAAAGGAAAUAUCAAACAUGUAUGCGGAGCUUUCAGCUAUGGAUCCCACUCUUCAUAAGCCAUUAUGAGUGCUCCUUCCUUAGUUCCAUACAAAUUGUUGUUAUUGUAAGGUUAAAUUGUUGAAUUCGACAUUUAAAACACCAAAUUAUAAAAAACAUUUUUACAGUA
Molecule: messenger RNA, 2408 nt
Organism: Lactuca virosa
Lineage: Eukaryota; Viridiplantae; Streptophyta; Magnoliopsida; Asterales; Asteraceae
Source: the annotation of a GenBank genome assembly